Molecule: messenger RNA, 1302 nt
Organism: Bathycoccus prasinos
Lineage: Eukaryota; Viridiplantae; Chlorophyta; Mamiellophyceae; Mamiellales; Bathycoccaceae
Exons: 1
Coding region: 1-1302 (433 amino acids)
Biological process (GO): transport
Molecular function (GO): transporter activity
Source: RefSeq, a predicted model, not a curated record
AUGACGUUAAAAACAAAGAAAUGGUACGAAACCAGAAACGCUCUGAUCCUCGCGUGCGUCCUCUCGGUCGUUGCCUCCGUCGUCGCGUUCGCGCAAAUCGGACUCCACCUGAAACAUUACUCCAACGGGAACCACCAGAGACACAUCUUGCGCAUCAUAUUCCUGGUGCCAAUCUACGCUUUGUUAUCGUUCGCGGCGUUGAUGCGACCGAAACAUUCGUUGGAUUUAGACACCUUUCGGGAUUGCUACGAGAGUUGGGUGGUGUAUAACUUUCUCGCGUUAUGUUUUGAGUACGUCGGAGGCCCGGGAAACGUGCAAAAUAACAUGCAAGGGAAAGAGUUGCCUCCGAGCGUGUGGGCGUGCGCGAGAGAGUCGCAACAAGUGGACGGGGCGUAUUUGAGGAGGAGUAAACAGUACGCGUUGCAGUUUGUGUUUUUAAAACCGUUUUUGAGUUUGAUAAGCUGGAUUAUGCACAUGCGAGGGCAGUACGGGGAUUCCGCGAUUGAUUUUAAACGAGGGUACGUGUACGUGUUGUUCGUGUAUAACAUCUCGUAUUCGUUCGCCUUGUACGGGUUGUUGAUGUUUUAUCGAGGCGCGUACGAUUUGUUGAAACCGCACAAACCGUUGGCGAAGUUUAUGUUGGUGAAAGCGGUCAUCUUUCUGACGUUUUGGCAAGGCGCGUUUAUCGCGUUAGCCGUGGCGACUGGGGACGUCUCGAGUUCCGAGGAAGGACGAGCGACGCAGGAUUUUUUGGUAUGCGUGGAGAUGGUGUUUGCGAGUGUUUUUAUGCACAUUGCGUUUCCAUACUACGUGUACGCGAAUAGAUCUGGGGUGAGUAGAUUUGUCGCGAAUGUCGGACACGCGUUGAGUGUUGGGGACGUUUUAGACGAUACCGUCCAUCAGUUCGGGAGGACCUAUCAGGAGUACACGUUGCACGGAGCGCACGAUAACAGCAGCGGGCAAGGGCAACAAAUGGCGACAAUGACGAGAACGUAUGGUAGAGACGAUAGAGACGGUAGGAAAGGUGGAGUGGAGGUUUUAGAAGGAGAGGUGAAUAACAACAAUGGAUUAGAGAACAUCGUCGUACAAGAGACGUCGCCGUACACGUAUAGCAUAUCGACGCCUUCGCCGACCAACGCCGCCAGCGGUUCGAGAACGAACGUGUUUACGAACUAUGACAACGAUAAUAGUAAUCCAUUUUCUACCACUGGGACGACAACUCGAGGGGGAGGAGGAGGAGGCGGUGGUAGUGGAAGUGGUGAUGGAGGUGAGGACCAACCGCCGCCGCUUUUGAAUUUAUAA